UAAGUUUUUCUCUUUAAUAGGCUGAGGCCUGAUUUCCCGUCAUUGUGCAGACCCCCUUCCCUUACAGGAAUGGACACUCCACCCCGACACUGAAAAAGUCCUGAUUCUCUGCAGCCUCGCACACAAAUCUAAUACACUCCGACAGAAUUUACUCUUAUUACAGGAGAUAAUGGGGAUUCCCAGUCUGUGGCUGCUGGUGUCUCUUUGUGUCCUCCCGAAGUUCACGCAGGGUCAGAACUUCAUGAUCAGAAACACCCAGUUAGACAAGUGUAUCCACGCGGCUGAUGACACCGGCAGGGUCUCGCUGGCCAAGUGUAAAGUUAACUCCCAUCACCAGUACUGGGCCUGGGACGUGGGCACCAACUCCAUCGUCAACGUCGUCAGUAAGAAGUGCCUGACAGUGAUGAAAUCCCACAACCUUCAUACCCUGAAGACGGAAUCUUGUGAGGGAAGUAAGAACCAGGCCUGGACAUGUGACCAGAGGGGCUCCCUGAUGCUCUAUGCCCAAAACUUACAUUUGACUGCCAAGCAAGGGACCAAAAAAGUCUUCAUGUCAAGUGCGAUGGAUAAAUUCAGCAAAUGGAAAACGCUGCUGGAUUCACCGAUUUGUGGAGAUGGUCAGACUGUAAGGAGCGUCACCCCGACAUCUCACCUGGUAGAAAGUACCAAAAAACAUCUAGAAGAAGCAACAACUGUAUCUUAUGAAACAACAUCCAGAAACAUCACAGAUGGAAUAAAAACGUCCCCCCGUCUGCCAUACCUCAGUGAGAGGACCACAGCCGUGUCCAUUCCUGGAGAUGCCUCCACCACAGAUAUUGGUGAUCAGCAGUUGGUCAGUUCCUGGGACACAUUGACUGAAAGAAUCUACGUCCUGGAGGAAGAUGGCAGUGGAUGGAGAACGGCCAUGUUGAUCCUGAGCCCCUUCACCUUCAUACUGGGGGUGAUCAUCCUAGUACUGAAUGUCCGUGUCAACAGGAAAAGAAGACUUUUAUCUGCAUUGCCAAACCAUGGCAAACCUCACCAUAAGUUAGGUUCCGCCUAUGAGCAAUCCCCUUUAACCGGCAAGGUGGACCAGUCUGACUAUCCGGGUUCAGAUACCCCGACCCUGAGACACGGAGAGAUCCUGAUAGAGUGGAAGGACGGGACAAUCACUCCUCUCUAUGACCAUCAGUAACAGCCAAUAGAAAACCUAGGAGUAUAUGAAUGUACGUAGCAUGACCAAACCAUGCCUGACUGGAGAACCGGACCCCCCGUGAUCUAAAACUUAUCCCCUA
Molecule: messenger RNA, 1274 nt
Organism: Hyla sarda
Lineage: Eukaryota; Metazoa; Chordata; Amphibia; Anura; Hylidae
Exons: 6
Coding region: 170-1174 (334 amino acids)
Source: RefSeq, a predicted model, not a curated record